AUGGCUCUCACCAUUCCAGAAGGGAUCAUUCUUCUAGGGUUCAGAUCCAUGGGAUUUAGUAUUCAUACUACUAAGUAUCUAUCAGAAUUAGUUGGCUAUGUGGAAGAUUAUACUCUAGAAGAAAGAAAUCCAACCCAAAAAGAGGAUGAAACAUAUCUCAUGUAUGUCUCGGGAAAAACAAAUGGUGCUGGGCCUGACCCGAGAACAAGCAAAAUAGUACAGUCAACAAUUGAAGAAUGUCGCGAAGCUUAUGCUACAUGGAUAAACAUGGCUCAUGAGUUGUUGAAGCAAAAGAACCUUGAAAAACAAGAAGAGAGCGCUCCUACUGCUGGUGGGGCACAAACUAGCGCAGUAUAUUUAGAUGGUGAACAAAUAGCCGGAGGAUCUUCAGAGAGUUCACAAGAGCCAAAUAACCCUGGAAUUCUACCCCUUUCAUCUGACAUCGUUCGUUCUAAUCGCAACGUUGACAACCAGUUGCAAGGAAAUCUGAUUGACUCAACGUCUAUUUCAUGAAUGUUAAGAGAAUGCGUGACAAAGUUCCGGGCUUGUUUAAAAAGUCAGAGCCAUCUCUCGCUAU
This is a messenger RNA of Prosopis cineraria, 577 nucleotides long. RefSeq lists its product as uncharacterized. The transcript is spliced from 5 exons. Lineage: Eukaryota; Viridiplantae; Streptophyta; Magnoliopsida; Fabales; Fabaceae. The record is from RefSeq and is a predicted model, not a curated record. Gene Ontology annotation, biological process: negative regulation of programmed cell death. The coding region runs from base 1 to 513 and encodes 170 amino acids.